Messenger RNA from Fukomys damarensis (Damara mole-rat), 5013 nucleotides. It is a transcript of the gene Col15a1, whose product is annotated as collagen type XV alpha 1 chain. Gene Ontology annotation, cellular component: basement membrane. The transcript has 41 exons. The record is from RefSeq and is a predicted model, not a curated record. NCBI's taxonomy places the organism in Eukaryota, Metazoa, Chordata, Mammalia, Rodentia, Bathyergidae. The coding region runs from base 18 to 4142 and encodes 1374 amino acids.
CUCCGCAGGCCCGCGCGAUGGCGCCAAGGAGCAACUGGCGCCUGCGGUUGCUGCUGUCCAUCUCCGCGCUCCUGUCCACCGUCACCGGGACGCACGCCUCGACAGACUCAGCCGCAGACUCAGCCUCCCAAGGCCAUCUGGACCUCACACAGCUCAUCGGCGUCCCGCUGCCCUCCUCCGUGUCCUUUGUCACUGGCUAUAAUGGCUUCCCAGCUUACAGCUUUGGACCUGGCGCCAACAUAGGCCGCCCAGCUAGGACCCUCAUCCCGCCCACCUUCUUCAGGGACUUCGCCGUCAGUGUCCUGGCCAAGCCCAGCAGUGCCCAAGGCGGGGUGCUUUUUGCCAUUACCGAUGCCUUCCAGAAGGUCAUUUACCUGGGCCUGCGGCUCUCGGGUGUGGAGGAUGGCCGCCAACAGGUCAUCCUGUACUACACGGAGCCUGGCUCUCAUGUGUCCCACGAAGCUGCUGUUUUCACGGUGCCGGUGAUGACCAACAAAUGGAAUCACUUUGCCUUGAUCAUCCAGGGGGAGGAAGUGACCCUGCUCGUGGAUUGUGAGGAGCACAGCCAUGUCCUCUUCCAGCGGUCCUCCCAGCCUUUGGCUUUCGAGCCCAGCACAGGGAUCUUCGUGGGCAGUGCAGGUGCCACAGGGCUGGACAAAUUCACUGGGUCCAUACAGCAGCUGACCAUCCAUGCUGACCCCAGGGUUCCGGAAGAGCUGUGUGAAGCCCAGGAGUCGUCGGCAUCAGGAGAGGCCAGCGGACUUCAGGAGACCGACACUGUCGCUGAGAUCCUAGAGGCUGUCACUUACACUAAAGCUCCUCCUAAAGAAGCAAAAGUUGAACCCAUGAACAUACCUCCAACCUCAACCUCUCCCCCGGAGGACAUGGAGCUCUCUGGUGAACCUGUACCAGAAGGGACCCCAGAAACCAACUUAAGCAUCAGCCAACACAACAGCCCUGAGCGAGGGUCCGGCGAAAUCCUCAAUGACACACUGGAGCGAGUUCACACUUUGGAUGGUGAUGCCGUUGCUGACCUUGGCUCAGGAGACAGGAUGUCCCUUGGUGCUGCUGAAGAACAGGGAUCUGCAGCAACAACAACAGAGGAGGAUGAGGUGAGCGUCAGCACAGCCCGGGAGGCAAAGGUCAGCAGCGUGCCCACUGCAGUACCAACCCUGGCCAUGUCCACCCUGAACCCUCAGGCAGGGACCACUCCAGGUCUGGAAGAAGAAGAAGGUUCAGCAGCAGUGGGAGCCGGGGAGGACGCAGUGCCCGUCAGCACUGCUGCGGAAGUACAGUCAGGCAGUGUGUCCACUGUGGAGCCCAACCUCACCAUGUCUACCCAGAGCCCCAGGGAGGAGACCACGCUGGGUCCAGGCGAAGAAUGGUUAACCCCGGCCGCAGCUGCCACAGAAGUGCCCCUCAGCACUUUUGGAGGAGAGGAAGCCAGUGGAGUCUCUGCGGACGACCUAGCUGUCCUCCCACCCACAAUGGCCCCUGCAUAUGCCAGCUGGGCCUCCACUGAUGACCUGGCUCUUCUCACAUCUACAGCGGCCCUAGGACAAGUGGUCACCUCUGCACCUGAUGACGAAGAAGACUUGGAGACCCUGGCCACCACUGGCAAAGAGGGGACCAGCAGUGCUCCCCCUGAUGGGCUGCCACUCCCGGUACCCUCAGCGGCUCCUGAGAGACAGGUCACGCUGGCUCAGCUAGAAAAGGAAGGACAGUCUGGACCGGAAGGAGAAAAGGUGGGCGCUGAGGAAGAGGGCUCUGGCCCGGGCUGGGGCCUGGACAUCGGCUCUGGCUCUGGGGACCUGGCGGACCGAGAGGAGUCGCUAAGAGGCCCCCCAGGCCCCCCAGGACCACCUGGCUUACCUGGGAUGCCAGGAAAACCAGGAACUAAUGUUUUCAUGGGACCUCCUGGCUCUCCUGGAGAGGAUGGAGCUGCUGGUGAACCUGGGCUCCAGGGCCCUGAAGGAGAGCCUGGACUUGAUGGAGCUGCCGGGCAUCCUGGGAUGAAAGGGGAAAAGGGAGCAAGAGGGCCUAAUGGCUCAGUUGGUGAAAAGGGUGACCCCGGCAACAGAGGCUUACCAGGACCCCCAGGGAAAAAUGGACAAGCUGGCACCCCUGGAGUCAUGGGACCUCCAGGGCCUCCCGGACCCCAAGGGCCCCCAGGUCCUGGAUGUACAACGGGACUUGAAUUUGAGGAUACCGAGGGCUCAGGAAAUAUCAGGCUGCUGAGUGAACCCAGAAUCUCUGGGCCAACCGUGUCCAGUGGUCUCAAAGGAGAAAAAGGAGACCAGGGACCCAAGGGUGAAAGAGGGUUGGAUGGAGUCAGCACUGUGGGACCUCCAGGACCCAGGGGUCCCCCUGGGCAGAUUGAGAUCUUGUCUAGUUCUUUGAUCAACAUCACUCAUGGAUCCUGGAAUCUCUCCGACAUUCCUGAGCUCCUAGGGCCUCCGGGGCCUGAUGGUUUGCCUGGGCUGCCUGGAUUCCCAGGUCCUAGAGGACCAAAAGGUGACACUGGCGUGCCUGGAUUUCCAGGGCUCAAAGGAGAACAGGGUGAGAAGGGUGAGCCAGGCACCAUCCUGACAGGGGAUGUUCCUCUGGAAAGGCUGAAGGGGAAAAAGGGUGAGCCUGGACUGCAUGGAGCCCCAGGACCAAUGGGACCCAAAGGACCACCGGGACACAAAGGGGAAUUUGGCCUCCCUGGAAGACCUGGUCGCCCGGGACUGAAUGGCAUCAAGGGCGCCAAAGGAGAUAGAGGAAUACUGACACUGGGCCCACCUGGCUUACCUGGUCCUCCAGGCCCCCCAGGACCCCCCGGAGCUGCAAUUAACAUCAAAGGAGCUGUGUUCCCAGUACCUGUCCGGCCACACUGCAAAAUGCCAGUUGGUACCACACAACCUGGGGAUUCAGAACUCAUCACCUUCCACGGUAUUAAAGGAGAGAAAGGAUCCUGGGGUCUUCCUGGCUCAAAAGGAGAAAAAGGUGACCAAGGAGCCCAGGGACCACCAGGUCCUCCAGUUGAUCCAGCUUACCUGAGACAUUUCCUGAACAGUUUAAAGGGGGAGAAUGGAGACAGGGGAUUCAAAGGAGAAAAAGGAGAUUCUAAUGGCAACUUCUUUGUGUCUGGGUCUCCAGGACUGCCAGGAAAUCCAGGCCUGGCUGGACAGAAAGGGGAGACUAUCGUUGGACCCCAAGGACCCCCAGGAAUUCCUGGGCUGCCUGGGCCACCUGGCUUUGGAAGACCUGGUGCCCCUGGGCCACCAGGACCCCCUGGGCCUCCAGGACCUCCUGCCAUUCUGGGUGCAGCCGUGGCCCUUCCAGGCCCACCUGGUCCUCCAGGACAGCCAGGGCUUCCCGGAUCCAGAAAUUUGGUCACAGCAUUCCGCAGUAUGGAUGACAUGCUGCAAAGGCCCCAUUUGGUCAUAGAAGGAACAUUCAUCUACUUGAGGGACAGCACAGAGUUCUUCAUUCGUGUUCGAGAUGGCUGGAAAAAAUUACAGCUGGGAGAACUGAUCCCCAUUCCUGCGGACAGUCCUCCACCCCCUGCGCUUUCCAGCAAUUCAUAUCAGCUUCAGCCUCCACUGAACCCUAUUUUAAGUGCCAAUUAUGAGAAUCCUACCUUGCACUUGGUUGCUCUAAACAUGCCGUUUUCUGGGGACAUUAGAGCUGAUUUUCAGUGCUUCCAGCAGGCCAGGGCUGCAGGACUAUUGUCCACCUUCCGAGCAUUCUUAUCUUCUCAUUUGCAAGAUCUUUCCACAGUUGUAAGGAAGGCAGAGAGAUACAACCUUCCAAUAGUAAACCUCAAGGGCCAAGUACUUUUUAAUAAUUGGGACUCGAUUUUUUCUGGUGAUGGAGGUCAGUUCAAUAUACAUGUUCCAAUAUACUCCUUUGAUGGCCGAGAUGUGAUGAGAGAUCCUUCUUGGCCCCAGAAGGUCGUCUGGCAUGGCUCCACCACCCACGGUGUCCGUCUUGUGGAUAAGUACUGUGAAGCAUGGCGAACCGCAGACACGGCAGUCACGGGAUUCGCCUCGCCACUGAGCACCGGGAAGAUUCUGGACCAGAAAGCAUACGACUGUGCUAAUAGGCUAAUUGUUCUGUGUAUUGAAAACAGUUUCAUGACAGAUGCUAGGAAGUAAUGACCUUCCAGUGAUUCCUAAAGAGUUUUCCAGUUUUUCUUAGGUGAAGAGUUGACACUGAAAUCUAAAAUGUUUAAGUGUUGUAAAUAUUACAGUUUUUUUUAUUACACAUUCAUCACAAGAGCAACCAAAGAAAACAUACCUCAGUGCACUCAAAAUUGAAGACAUGAAGGACUCAAUGCAAAGGCAAAAUCUGAGUCGCAUAUUGGUGCUACAUACUGCAGGAAACCCCCUGCAGCGUGAAUAUCCCAACACAGCUUAAGGGCAAGGUGAAAACAGAGACCGUGGCAUUUGCCCACUGCAGCCUUCAGAAAUUACCUUCUUCCUCUUAACCAUGAUGUCUGAGUGUAAGAUGUCUUUCAUGUUUUCUUACAAAGUCAGUGUUUAGAAAUGUUACCCCUUUCUAAGUUAUAUGCGAUUCAGUUCUUUAUUAUUUCACAUCUAGCCAUCAUUUGCAACUGUUAUUCAUACAGAGAAAUAGAACUGCUCAAAUGGUCUUGCUUGUAUUUUCUUACUGUAUCAGACUUUAAUGUGUUUUUUCCCUAAAAUAUUAUUGCUGUAGGAGUUUUUAUAUUUUUACCCAAUUUGUAUUUUAGUAUGGCACCUGUUUAUGUAACUCUGGCUUGCUGGAAAAGUUGAAACUCUAAAUUAUCUGAAAUUAGAAGAGAAAUAGCACAUAAUUGCUACCUGUCCCUUGACAGCCCUCCUCUCCACCCCCCACCCACCAUUCUAUGGCUUCCGUUUGGCAGUUCUUGAAUUACAACUGCAGCUGAAACAGACAGGUUCACGGGGACGAAUGUUUUGAAAAACAUGUAUCUUCAUGCUGUAUUGUUUUCCAAGUAAGUGAACAUAAAAACAUCCCUUCCAGGUG